Molecule: messenger RNA, 1565 nt
Organism: Ylistrum balloti
Lineage: Eukaryota; Metazoa; Mollusca; Bivalvia; Pectinida; Pectinidae
Exons: 3
Coding region: 280-1182 (300 amino acids)
Source: RefSeq, a predicted model, not a curated record
CCAAGUACGUAUACGGUAUGUAAACAAAACAAGACAGGGGAGUUGCAGGUGGAAGAGCUAGGAGAUCGCUACUGCGUACUUAAACAAUGAUUGCAUACAUAUAAGUAUGAACGUUGUCGUACUGCAGUCGUCGAUCCCCAAGAGUAUCAGAGACAAUAUUCCGAUCGUGUCCAGGACGAGGUUCUAACCAUUUCGGGGAUAUUCCGGAAACCCGUAUGUUGACUGAGUUAUCGAUGUCCGACUUUCCCAGUUGACACACAAUAACUAGAUUCAGCAAAAAUGUGGAAAAAAAUUCGUGAGUCAACAUCAGGGAUCAAUCUCAACUUUAUUUCUAGUUUGAUUCGUAAGCGAAGUUACGCCAAAUUCGAGACAGACGAGGAUGCAAGUAAACAUUUGAAUGGUCAUCUUCAUGAUGACCGAGACAGUGGCCAUCUCAAGCUUGACCAUAGGGACGAGGAGAACAACAAAGUUUCAUGGACGUCAAGUUCUUCUUCUAAACGUCGAGCUGACGCUACCGCCAGUAACAUGGUAGUCGACACAGGUUUCCGCAGAGUAGAAUUGAAGUGUUCUGACAAUAAUGGUAAUAAGAAUUCAAGGAGGCCUUACAACUCACGGCUAAGCGAACCCUUCAUGACUGAUUACGGUUCCACGAACAUGCAUGACGAUUCCAUUGAUUCAUCAUACGGUUACGGAAGUGAUACUUCAGACAGUGACGUCAUAGCACACCACGAGUUUUACGAAGCUCGAAAAAAUGGAGUUAAGACGCCAUCUUCGUUAAAGGAUGACGUAACAGAUUUUGUGCAUAGUUUGGUUCAAAAACGUUACCAAAAACUUGAUGAUUCAGCGGAUGAAUCAGAAGAUAUAGUCGAUUUUGAUCGACGGGUGUCGGAAAGUAACGGAAAUAGGCGACGUUCUGCACGUUCAGGAUCACGUGAUUCCGAUAAUCAAGUAUUCCAUAGCAUAAAGGACAUUACUCCAAAUUGGGAAGAUAAACCUAAGAAAUCCAAGAAGAGAAGAAAGAAUGCCAAGCGAGCGAGACGAGCCGUUCGUUUUGCCUGGAAGUGGACAAAGAGAGGGUUUAUGGGAUAUGCUGGUAACAUUGCGUCAGCAAGCAACUUCUUCACAAUAUCUCGUUCUGGGCCGUAUACUAACCGAAAGUACGCUCACCGGAAAUACAAAUGAAGGUCACCAAGGACGAAUCAGUGGAAACAGGGGGUACAAUGUAAACACGAGUGUGCAAAACAGUCACAUCGGAAAUGCUUUCUAUACGCCUUAGCACAAAACGUUGCCCCUGACUGUCAUACCACAAUUUGGUUUCGUCCAAUUUUCUCUGAAUGAGUUGUGAAACUGAAAUUUAUUCUGUUGUUUUAGGUCAAUGAAUUAUUUGGUUCCGAUAUACUUUAUCUUUUAGUCUUUAAACUUACACAAUUUCCAGAAAUCACCUGUUUCCGCCACUUUCCUCAGAGUUUGAUGGGAUAUUGAACUGAAAUCUGGCUAAUAGUUAAUAUAAGAAAAGAUGUAGAACAUUUUUUAAUUGGUUCUAGUCGACUUUUUUUUUAUUUGGA